UGACAGCCUACCCAAUCGAUAGUACUAUCGUAGCUCUCAGACCGGACAAUAAUUUUUUCUCGUCAAAUUAAAACAGAAUUUAAUCAAUUAAAAUGAACCGAGUGAAGACGGCACAGUCAAAGACCGGCGAGAUCAUCGCCUACAGCGAGGGCGCCAUACGGAAUAACAUAUCUGCCGUGGAGUACUGCCGGACGUCGAUGGCCGCCAUCUCUGGAUGUGCUGCGGGAAUUCUGGGCCUCAGUGGCACUUUGGGCUUCCUUUUCUACUUCUUGUCCGUAUUCGUGCUCUGGAUCUUGGUGCUGCUUAAAUCGGGCACCCAGUGGCGCAAGUUCUUCAUCAACCGCAGCAAUCUGCUGACCAACCAGUUCAUGGGCGGCCUUUGCACUUACGUACUCUUCUGGACAUUCCUCUACGGCAUGGUGCACGUGUAUUAGCGCCUUUAUCAUUAGCAAACAAAUUAUAUAGCGGAAUAAACAUAGGAUUGGACUAGGCAAA
Drosophila serrata is the source of this 495-nucleotide messenger RNA. RefSeq names its product ER membrane protein complex subunit 6 (gene EMC6). NCBI's taxonomy places the organism in Eukaryota, Metazoa, Arthropoda, Insecta, Diptera, Drosophilidae. The record is from RefSeq and is a predicted model, not a curated record. Gene Ontology annotation, cellular component: membrane; EMC complex; endoplasmic reticulum. Gene Ontology annotation, biological process: autophagosome assembly; protein folding in endoplasmic reticulum.